GAAAAAUCUGGAGCAGAAAAAUACUCCGAAGGAAUCGGUAUCCACACGUUUUCAAAUACUUCUUAACUCACAAAAAUUCCAAUCAUAAUCAACAUCCACAAAAAAGCACAUGACCUCCGACAAAUCCUCUCGAUAAAAAUGGCCGAUUGUCGCUAUUGGUAUUACUUGGCCCCUGAUGGGUGCUACUACGGUCCCGCCGCAGCUGCCAAACUGGAGCACUGGCUGAGACGGGGCAAGAUCCCACAUAGCACUCCGAUCGCGCCAAGCGCUCACGGUCCCUACUUUCCAGCUACGCAUUACUGGCACGUCGAGGCAGCAGCAUUGAAAACGAGGAUAAAUUUUGAUUCUUGGUACUUUUGAGGUUCAUUUAUUUCUACCUAGUUGUAGUUGUAUGUGAACAAGAUUCAUCUUGUGUACAGCGUCGACGCGGUGUUUCUUCUGAUCAUUCCGUCGUGUAAUAAUUAUUACACGACAGUAUCCUCUUCCUCCGCAGUAGUAAUCUGAAAACGGCAACGAAGCAAUGAUCACUGUCAGGUAUUUUCGUCUCCGCGAUCAUGCCUCAGAACCAGAGCAAGGGCCAUUCAGCAUGCUCGCCAUGUACACUCGAUACAACGGCAGUGCAGCGACGUCAUCAUCUGGAGAGUAUAAAUUACGAAGACGUUUCCUAGAAGGCACUAAGUUGUUGCAACCUAGCAGCUCUAAUCAUUGACGCUCUAAUCAACCCCGAGCAACCCGGACCACUCCCAUCCGAAAUGCUACGGCCAGAUUCGAUGAUACGACUAGAGGAACUCAGUCUCGGCGACUAUUGUCUGCAAGAUGUCUGGCCACAAUGGGAUCAAGUCUUCCGGAUGCCAAUUCAAAGCGAAGAUCCUAGUCCAAAAGCACGUGGUGAAAAAGAGCCUCCACCUGUGGAAGAAGAGACUUUUAUUACAACUAGUACUAGAACUGCUACAUCGACUCUGAUGAAACAACAACAACAAGAACAAGAACAAAAAAGUUCCUCAGCAUCUCCUACUCUUUCUCAACAACAAGAAGGGCAGCAGACAAAUUUGCGUCCAGCUCAACAAACUGCUGGAGAAGAAGUAAAUAGAGAUCGUGGUCAGUCGACGAAGCAAGUGGCAGAUGGGCAGGCUUUGCUUGGAGAGGAUGAUCAGAGAAGAGUACUAUGAAGUUUAAGGGGAUGAUAUUUUCAGAGUGAAAUAAGACUAUCUUCAUCAAGCAAAUUGUAGGUCACCUUUUGCUCCUUACUUGUGCAUAAGUUUCAAAAGAUAUGUGAGUAGAAAAGUUAGAACAAAAGUGCUCUUCAAGUUGCUUCGACACCACAGGGCAUAGGGGGAUCUUUUUUGACGUCUAGACGGAUAGAAGGCGACUGGUUUUACGGCGAUAGUGGAGAGUCGCGGCUUCGGAUUACCGAUGGUAAGGACUCUUUUACUACAUGUCUAGAACAACUAGAUGCGCAAGUAGGUGAGUAGUAUGGAAGUUUCCGAAUCCGACUAUUGGCUUUCUCCUCCUAACAUGUUGAUCAACACAGGCAUGGAAGUUUCCGACUAUUGGCUUUCCCUUUUCACCGACGGAGGACUUGAAGAGUGCCAGCUGAAUGCAGAGCCUUCAGACGGUUGGUGCAUAGGCCGUCUAGAGUCUACAGAGGAGCGGAGUGACUUGGCGGGUGCUGAGAUAGCUGUGCGCAGAGUUCCUGGAAUGAUCUACUGCGAAGUAAAGAUCAAGAGAAGAGCUACGCUUUAUGUUUGUGAAUUUUCUCUUCUGAAAGGCUAAGUAGGGCUGAUACUGAUCAAGUUUUUUAGAUCCUAAUAUACGAUCGAUGAUGUGAACGACAGAGACUGAGACAAGGAGUACAUUGUGAAGAUGUGUGAUGUAAAAAGAGUCACCGAACCAUGCUUGGUACACCUUUUUCUUAAAAUAUUUUCACGAAGAAAUGUUCUAAUCCCAUCUCCAACGUAGCCAGUGGCUGGCAGCCUUCCGUUUUUGCCUGGCCGCGAUACAGUUUUGAGCUGAACGGCGUUUGGCAUGGACCCUUUUCAAACACGCAGUGUCGGAAUUGGUAUCGAGACGGACGGUUUGAUAAGAACACAGCGGGCGGGAGGGAAACGAAGUUUCGACUGGGUACCAAUAGAUACCAUGUACUAACUUCGGAGCGCAGCCACAGUCCAUCUGAGUCUUCAUGCUUGUUCAUUGAUUCAUAGAUAUCGGCCUGCUGCUUGUAGUUUGCUAAAAAGUGCUCGUAAUCAGCAUACUUGAUUUAUUUAGACUCUACUAUGUCCAAGUCGAUCACCAGGUAACGAUCUAGACCACCGCAUGUACACUCUUCGCGAGUUAUUUCCACCCGGCGUCGAUCCGUUUUCGUUGGAUGCACUACCUGUGUCCUCGAAUCCGGGAAGGGAGCCGACUAUUAUAAUAGUUGAGCAGCAGUCGUCUUCGUCAACAACAACGUCAUCUUCGCGAGUUGGACAAAAUUCCAGUAUGCUUGGUGGAGAAAGCAGUAUGAUCUCUUCCUCCGGCGUAGGUGGUGCGCGAGGAAGGCCAGUGAGUAAUAAAGUGUCGCAGGCACCACCACUACCUCCAGAAGGACUCGGAAAUUCAAAUCGUAGUGUAAAUCUCCGAGACGACGGUCGGGAAGAAGAGACCAUAUACUACGCACCAGGACAAACGGGUCAAUUUCAGACGUGGUACUACUUAAUGAUUGAUGAGCGGGCCAAACUUACUCUUACUGCAUGUGCAGCACUCUAAAGGCACCCAAUUGAAAAAGCUAGAUACUACGUCGUUUCAGCAUCUCAUGUAGAAAAACUGUGAAGCAUCCUCUAACUCUUGAGCUUUAAAUUGCUUCAGUAGUAGUCUUCCCCUCGCUCUUCAGGUUCAAAAACUACUACGGCGGCUCCGGACCUGAGCAGACACAGCAGUUUUCAGGACAAUUUGACCGAGAUAGGCAGACGCAGCAAGCGCAGUCACAGGCAAUUGCACAAUCAAAUCGCCCCGAUCUUAAGGCCCGAGACAAUUCAUUUUCGACGGUCAUUUUCUUCUGUGUCUCUCUUAGGAUGCUGAAGAAAUAAGGUGAAGAAUAGAACUGCUUUGUGCUCUAAUGAUCCGUCUAUGAUGUCCUUGUCUAAAGACUACCUGCCAGCUGGCUCAAUGAACAUGAGUUCUCAAUCACCCUCCGGUUACUACAAUCAAACGAUGGGAUCUCAGGCAUCGAUGGGUCCGCUUACUGCCUCGAUGUACAAUCCGAAUUAUCCGCAAGGAAAUGCCAGAAUGAUGUCUCGGUCUCCUAUGAUGAAAAAUAAGUACAGGAAAAAGUUUCGUUCUGCUUCUGUUUUUUCAGAAGUAUGAUCAGUACGUACUCGUAUUCGUGGUCUUUGUACUAUUCAAUUAUCAUGAUCAUCAAAGUUUUAAUUGCAGAUUCUUGCAGUAUAACCACUCAAGCGUUGUAAUAAACCUCCUUUUCGUCCUUAACUUUACUACAUCGAUAUCGAAGACGAACAAGGCACAGACGCUCUACUCUAAUAUUCAUCUCAGCGACGAGUCUAUUUCUCAUCGGGAUUUCGCAUCGAGCAGAGCCGGAACCAGAGCACUGCCGAUGGGGGCCUCGCUCGUAGGUUACAAACCGGUGAAUCCAAGCAUAGUGACGACGUAUGUCUGA
Messenger RNA from Amoebophrya sp. A25, 3652 nucleotides. NCBI's taxonomy places the organism in Eukaryota, Dinophyceae, Syndiniales, Amoebophryaceae. The record is from the annotation of a GenBank genome assembly.